AUGCUGCUGGACGCGGGGCCGCAGUUCCCGGCGCUGGGCGUGGGCACGUUCGCCCGGCACCCGCCCCCGUCGGCGGCGGAGAUGCAGGAGCGCGAGCUGAGCCUGCAGAACAGCUUCGUGGACGCGGCGGCGGCGGCGCACCUGGGCGCCUUCAAGCUCAACGCGGCGGCGGCGGCGGCGGCGGCGCACGAGCUCUCGCCGGGCCAGGGCUCGGCCUUCAGCUCGCAGGCGCCCGCGUACCCGCACGCCGCCCAUGUGGGCUCCUACUCGGGGCCGCCCUUCAACUCGCCGCGGGACUUCCUCUUUCGGAGCCGGGGCUUCGGGGAGGCGGCGGCGGCGGCGGCGGCCGGCGGAGGACAGCACGGGCUCUUCGGCGCGGCGGCGGCGGCGGCCGCGGCCACCGGCAGCCUGCACCACCCGCAUGCGGAGGCGCAGGGCCACCUGCUCUUCCCGGGCAUCGGCGAGCAGCACGGCGCGCCCGGCUCGCCCAACGUGCUCAACGGGCAGAUGCGCCUGGGCUUGCCCGGGGAGGUCUUCGGCCGCUCGGACCAGUACCGCCAGGUGGCGAGCCCCAGGACGGACCCCUAUGCCGCGGCCCAGCUGCACGGGCAGUACGGCCCGAUGAACAUGAACAUGGGCAUGAACAUGGCGGCGCACCAUGCCCACCACCCGCACGCCCACCCGCACGCCCACCACCACCACCACCACCACCACCACCCCGGCGCCUUCUUCCGCUACAUGCGGCAGCAGUGCAUCAAGCAGGAGCUCAUCUGCAAGUGGAUCGACCCGGAGCAGCUCAGCAGCCCCAAGAAGAGCUGCAACAAAACUUUCAGCACCAUGCACGAGCUGGUCACCCACGUCUCGGUGGAGCACGUCGGGGGGCCCGAGCAGAGCAACCACGUCUGCUUCUGGGAGGAGUGCCCGCGCGAGGGGAAGCCCUUCAAGGCCAAGUACAAGCUGGUCAACCACAUCCGCGUGCACACGGGCGAGAAGCCCUUCCCCUGCCCGUUCCCGGGGUGCGGCAAGGUCUUCGCCCGCUCCGAGAACCUCAAGAUCCACAAAAGGACGCACACAGGAGAGAAGCCCUUCCAGUGUGAAUUCGAAGGCUGUGACAGACGCUUUGCCAACAGCAGCGACAGGAAGAAGCACAUGCAUGUCCACACUUCGGACAAGCCCUAUUUGUGCAAGUUGUGCGACAAAUCCUACACCCACCCCAGCUCCCUGCGGAAACACAUGAAGGUCCAUGAAUCUUCUCCGCAAGGCUCCGAGUCCUCGCCAGCUGCCAGCUCGGGCUACGAGUCCUCCACCCCGCCCGGCCUGGUGUCCCCCAGCGGAGAGACCCAAAGCGCGGCCAGCACCAACUUGUCUCCCGCAGCGGCAGCCGCUGCCGCCGCUGCAGCCGCUGCCGCCGCCGCCGCAGCCGCAUCGGUGGCGCACCGGAGCGGCAGCGCGGGCACGGGCAGCAGCACGAGCUCGAGCUCGGGAGGGAGCGGCGGCGGCGGCGGCGGCGGCGGGGGCGGCUCCGGCCACAGUGGCCUCACCUCCAACUUCAACGAGUGGUACGUCUGA
Messenger RNA from Varanus komodoensis (Komodo dragon), 1569 nucleotides. It is a transcript of the gene ZIC2, whose product is annotated as Zic family member 2. Gene Ontology annotation, cellular component: nucleus. Gene Ontology annotation, biological process: regulation of transcription by RNA polymerase II; central nervous system development. The transcript is spliced from 3 exons. Bases 1 to 1569 code for a protein of 522 amino acids. NCBI's taxonomy places the organism in Eukaryota, Metazoa, Chordata, Lepidosauria, Squamata, Varanidae. The record is from RefSeq and is a predicted model, not a curated record. Gene Ontology annotation, molecular function: RNA polymerase II cis-regulatory region sequence-specific DNA binding; DNA-binding transcription factor activity, RNA polymerase II-specific.